Messenger RNA from Xyrauchen texanus (razorback sucker), 13765 nucleotides. Its product is annotated as striated muscle preferentially expressed protein kinase-like. The record is from RefSeq and is a predicted model, not a curated record. Gene Ontology annotation, biological process: protein phosphorylation. The coding region runs from base 808 to 11592 and encodes 3594 amino acids. Gene Ontology annotation, molecular function: protein kinase activity; ATP binding; protein binding. Lineage: Eukaryota; Metazoa; Chordata; Actinopteri; Cypriniformes; Catostomidae. The transcript has 41 exons.
CUUAGUGGGACUUGCUUGUCACCUCCCUGGGGGACAAGAGAGUGGAAGGAGGGAGCUAUCAUGAGGGAGCCAGCUCAACUUUGAGGGCAAGGGGACGAAGGCUGGACACCGUUGGGACAGAGGAACUGCUUCAGAGCUGUAGAUUUCCCUACAAUUGAGUAAUCGCCUAAGGAUCCAGUGGUCAUCUUUCCCUGAGACCCUGAAGAACCGUGGGAUUUGAAUUUGAGGAGUGAAAAGCUGAGGCCAGGUCUUUCAAAAUGCAACGCUGGUAGCUGCUAAUGCAAUAUGAUCCUCUUGAGCUCAUUCUAAAAAUAACAUCCAGCCGGAAUACAUGUGCAGGCUCUAUUUGCCUAAUUGGCCACAGAUUAUGUAUUUUGUUUUCGCUUCUCUAAUUGGAUGUGUAAAACAUAUUCCAAAACUUUUAUGGUGGAGAAUAGGGGGAGAAUCUGGGGAGAAAUUAGUAUAUAUUUUGAUGACUUUGACAUGCCGGAAAGCCUUUCAAAAGGUAUUAUAUAUGCAGGUAGGCAAUUUUCUCUAGAGAUUUUCUAAAGCUCGACACUUUUCUAAGAAGUCAGUAUUGCAGUCAACAGGUGGUCAUAGCUGAAAUCUGGAAUCUAGUCUUGCAUUUGAGGUCAUUUGCUGGAAUGUUUGGAAUAUGUUUACCGCAUCAAAACACUAAAUUACAAAAAGCUGUUUUAUUUGUUACCAUUUUAUUUGGAUGAUUUAUUGUGCAUUAAAGAGAACCAGUUAAAGCUUAAAUCAGUUCAGCAAAGUGCAGUAGAUUUUGAAGAAGUUCUUCACUGAAUCAUGAGGAAGGCCGAGGUCCAGAUGACCCUCAAGAAGGGUGCUGAUGAAGGGGCAGGAGGAAUAGCAACUCCAAGCCCUAGGAUACCUUCAAAACGAGCAAAAGUUAGUUCUGAACAGGUCGUACCAGACCCUGCUAGUUCCGUCUACCCAACCCCAACACCUCCUGUAUUCAUUCGGAAGAUGAGGAAUGCAGCUGUUGGUACUGGCUGUGAUAUCCGUCUGAAAGUGGCCGUGGCUGGAGACCCACAGCCUUCACUGUACUGGUAUCACAAUGAUGACCUACUCACCAUGGAAAACCAGGAAUAUGGAGGCCUGUGGAUCAGGGACUGCAAGCCCAGUGAUGCUGGCCUCUAUACCUGUAUCGCCACUAGCCAUCUUGGAGAGGCCAGAAGCAGUGCUGUUCUAGCCGUUUUGGAUUUGGGCGAAGACUCUGAGACUACAGAAGACGAAGCUGCUGAGCCACAAAUAUCCCUGGAAGCUAAAGACAGAACCAGAGGUUUUCAGGAUGAGUCCCAAGGAGUGCCUGCAGGUGAGAGAAUGAUGGAUGUCGCCCCAGAUGCAAGCCAUCACUGGACUGCCAGCGAGACUACAGUGUUAGAGAAAGAAGCAUUAGCCCUGGGAUCGAGAGCUCCAGGGCAGCAGUCAUCCAGGAGCCCAUCUGAAGAAGUUUUGAGGGAAUCACCCCCUCAAGUCCUACCACCCCCAUCCCCCAAAAUUGGCCGUUCUACUGCCUCUCCUUUGCUCAGCCGCUCUGGUUCAGCCCCUGCCACACCCCUAGCCCCGCGCAAGAAAGUUGUCGUGCCAACUGAAUAUCAAGACACAGUACCAGGAGAGUUUGAGGAGAAGAUUAAGAAAACCAAGUCCUCUGGCAUGUCUCAGAGUAGUGCUCAAGACUCUCGACCCCAGACCCCGGUCAGUGAGUAUUCCCGUAAAGAUCUUACACCUCGACCCUCACCAAAACUGACAAGAGCUAGUUCCAAGAUCUUCGAGAAGGUGCGAGUCUUUGAAGAGCGCAGAAGAAGUAUCGAUAACCCAGAGGGAUCCAUAUCUGGACGUUCUUGGGCUGGAUUUAAUAGAGCCUUGUCAAUUGACUCUGAUGAAGGAGGGAGCCGGUUGGGGAUCUCGAGGGAGAGCUCCAAAGAAGACCUCCGUGAGGCUCUGAAGGCAGACGCAGCCCAGAGAAGGUCUGUGUUCAGACAGCGGGCUGCUUCCCUUGAGGACAAACCCCGUUACUCCCAGAAGGUGCAGGACAUUGAAAACAAGUUCACAGAGGAGCUCCAGCGCAUUAAAAAGCUUGUGGGUAAACCACAUAUGAAGAAGUCCUUCUCGACAGAGCAGCUCUCCACUUUUCACAGGAGUAGGCAGCCUGUAAAGAUAGAGCCCAUCCCACUUCAGGUUCUUCAAAAACUGCAAGAUCGAGAGCGUGCUCAGCUAGAGCAAGAGAUGAGAGAGAAGGAGCAAGCCAAAGAACGAUCACCACCAAAAUCACCAUCUCGUAAGCGAAAAGACCAGCUGACACAACAACCUUUGGAAAAAGUUGAAAGUGAUCGGUCUGUCCCAACCACCACAAUGGUUAGCAUGUCCCCACCAGAAGCUAUGUCACUCUCUGAUUUACCUGGACAAAGAUCUCCUAGACUUAUUCGUGGCCCAAGCCCAAGCCGAGAGAGUUCUCGAAGGUCUACAGCUAUAGAGAUUACUGCCAUGGCUGAGGAGCGCUCUCGAGGAAGAGCUGAAUCUCCAUCUAGAAAUGUCUUUGAGAUGACUUUACGCAAGGUGGAACCAAGGCCUGCGAGUCCACUGGUAAAGAGGGUUGUUCGUGUUCAGGAAGUUCCACAAGCAGAAGACGGGUCCAUACAUAGGAAGACACCAAUAGAGGUCAUGCUGAGAAAAUUGGAAAAAAGGCCUGAAAGUCCUAUGGUGCAGGGAGAAAUGGUAGCUAUUCAAGAAAGCCUUGUACAAACUCCCAAACCUCCGAGAGUGUCUCUGUCUUCCUCGUCUGAGGAAAAGAUGGAGAUAGAUGUGACUCCUCUGCCACCAGCUCAUAAGCUCACCAUACCAAAAAUCAUUGUCGAAGAGGAGCCAAUGGAGAUGGACACACCCACCGAGAAGAGGGAUAAGACUGUGAAAAGUGGCACUGGUAAAGAGGAAAAAUCCCAAAGAAGCAGAGGAAGAGGACGACAACAAAGACCCUUGUCCCCAGAAUUGGAAUCAUCAGACGACUCGUAUGUGUCUGCAGGAGAGGAUCCCCCAGAGGCCCCUGUGUUUGAGUUUCCAUUACAGGACAUUGUGGCCUCUACUGGAACAGAGGUGCUUUUAAAAUGCAUAAUCAGUGGCACCCCUCUCCCUGAAGUUUCAUGGAAGAAAGACAACACUGAGAUCAAGAACAGCCCAACUCAUGUGGUAAAAGUAGAGGGAGAGCGGCACACUUUGCUCAUAAAAUGGACAAAGCCGAGCGAUGCAGGGACAUACACAGUUACCGCAACAAAUGAAGUGGGCGUAGCCUCCAGCAGCGCAACACUAUUCAUCAAAUCAGAGCCCAAUCAGGACCAGCGUGGGAAUCUCGGUGUGCCCAUGGACAUCAGCAGUCCCAUCACGUCUGAUGAGGAGUACCUCAGUCCUCUAGAGGAGGGGAUGGAUUUUUCGUCCUACAGGGACUCUGAGCCGAGGAAGAUUGUAGACACGCGAUUCAAGGAGCCUCCAGCAUUUCAGGCUGUUCUUGGAGACCAAACAGUUAUAGAGGGUCAAGAGGUGACCUUGUCUGUCCGAGCGAGUGGACAGCCUAAACCCAUGCUUUACUGGCUGAGAGACAGAGUGACCAUUAAAACAGGUGCACGACAUAUCGUCCAAGAGACAGAAGAGGGCAAUUUUGAGAUGAUAAUUAAAUCGGCACAGAAGUCAGACACUGGCGUUUACACCUGCAAGAUCAUCAACGAGUAUGGAACGAAACAGUGUGAUGGCAGACUGGAGGUGAAAGCUCGUCCAGUAGAACCAGGCCUGGCCAUCAUUCGGCCGGUGAGAGACAUUAUAGUGAAGGCAGGGGAGACGGCCCUUUUUGAGUGUCACGUAAUUGGCCCGCAAGACACUGAUGUUGACUGGCUGUCAGAUUGGAAGCUCAUCCAACCAGCUCUUUUGAAUUGUAAGAUGCACUUUGAUGGGAAAAGAUGCAGGCUACUGCUUAACUCUGUACAUGAGGAUGAUAGUGGAACAUACACCUGCAAACUGAGCACAGCUAAAGAGGAACAGACCUCCAGUGCCAAACUAAAGGUCAUAGCAUCCAUAGAGCCCCUCUUCACUCGUAAGCUGGAUGUUCUUGAAGUGAUUGAAGGUCGUAACGCUCGAUUUGACUGCAAGGUCAGCGGGACGCCACCACCUAAGAUCACCUGGAGCCACUUUGAUCAUCCGCUGGAGGAGAGCGAAGACAUUCGGAUCUUGAAAGAAGGAGGGCGGCACUCGUUAAUUAUCUCUCACGUUAGUAAUGAAGAUGAGGGCCUCUACACAGUAAUUGCGCGGAACGAAAAUGGACAGGCCGAGUGUGCAGCGGAACUAUAUGUGCAGGAGCCCAGGCCGGCAAUAUCCUCUCAAAUGGCAAAACUGGAAAAAAUGCCUUCCAUUCCCGAGGAACCAGAGGUGCCUGAGAACGAGAUUGAACGCUUCACUAUGCCUGACUUCGUCAAGCCGCUCUAUGAUCUGGAUGUGGUAGAGGGCAGAGAGGCUGUGCUCAGGUGUAAAGUGGCUGGCCUGCCAUACCCGACCAUCACCUGGUUUCACAAUGGCAAGAGGAUUGAAAGCACAGAAGACAGAAAAAUGACACAAUUCAGAGACAUUCACAGUCUGGUGGUCCGCUCUGUGUGCCAUGCCCACGGUGGAGUCUACAAGUGUGUCAUAUCCAACAAGGUGGGCAAGGCCACCUGCUAUGCCCAUCUGUAUGUGACAGAUAUCCUUCCUGACCCACCCGAUGGGACCCCAGUCAUUGAGUCCAUCACUGGCAAGACUAUCAGGCUAAGCUGGAAGAAACCUAAAAGGCUGGAUCCAUCCAUUGAUCCUAGCAUCCUGAUGUAUGCUGUUCAGCAGCAGGCCUUGGGGUCAAUCCAGUGGACCAUCAUUGCCUCUUGCCUGAAACAGACCACCUACACCAUUACCAGUUUGUCUAAAGGUGUUCGCUAUGCCUUCAGGGUGCUAUCAAUCACCAACAAGGCCUUUAGCAAGCCGUCAUCCGCCACUGAUCCAGUGCAGCUGCUAGACAGAGGCCCAUACCUCCAGGAGGCUCCUAUAAUCAUUGACAAGCCGGACAUUGUGUACAUGGUGGAAAAGCAGCCCUUAAGCAUCACGGUCACUCUUAACCAUGUCAAUGCAUCGGUCACCUGGAAGAGAGGGGGAGUGACAUUCUCUAACAGACCAGGCCUGUUUGAGUUGAGCAUGCCUGAUGAUGACCAGCACACACUGAAGCUGUGCAAAGUGAAGAACAGCGAUGCUGGUCAGCUCACCUGUAUUGCCAGCAACCAGUUUGGCAGUGACUCCUGCAUCCUGACCCUGGAAAUAGCUGUGCCCCCAACUUUUGAGACGAUCAUGGAAGACCUUGAUGUGAAUGUGGGUGAGACUCCUCGCUUUGCAGUGGUGGUUGAAGGAAAGCCCGUCCCAGACAUCCUUUGGUACAAGGGUGACAUCCUACUGUCAGAAAGCAGCCAUUUUACAUUUGUGUAUGACGACAAUGAAUGUUCUUUAGUGGUGCUGAACACUCAGCCAGAUGACUCAGGAGUGUACACCUGUACUGCAAAGAAUCUGGCUGGCUCAGUGUCCUGCAAGGCCGAGCUCACUGUCCAUACCACCAAAAGGGAGAGAGACGACUCGAUGGAGGAUGAGGCAUCCAUUCUGAGAAAGAUGCGGAGGCUCACUGAUUACUAUGACGUGCACAAGGAAAUUGGGAGAGGGGCAUUCUCGUAUGUAAAACGAGUGACACAGAAGGUGGGAAAGAAGGAAUUUGCAGCUAAGUUUAUCUCGGCUCGAGCUAAACGGAAGGCCUCGGCUCUGAGAGAGUUGAACAUCUUGUCUCAGCUGGACCAUGAAAGGAUCCUUUACUUCCAUGAUGCCUUUGAGAAGAAGAAUGCUGUUGUCAUUAUUACAGAGCUAUGCCAUGAGGAGCUUCUGGAAAGGCUAACAAAGAAAUCAACAAUAACAGAGUCAGAGAUCCGGUCCAGUGUGAGACAGCUGUGUGAGGGUAUUAGCUAUCUUCAUCAGCAUGAUAUACUUCAUCUGGACAUCAAGCCUGAUAAUAUCCUCAUGGCAGACCCCAGCAGUGAUCAGAUCUGCAUAUGUGAUUUUGGGAAUGCUGUAAAGUUCACACUUGAUGAGGCACAGUAUUGCAAAUAUGGCACUCCAGAAUUUGUCGCCCCAGAGAUUGUUAACCAGACACCCGUCUCCAAGGCAACGGACAUCUGGCCAAUUGGUGUUCUAACCUAUUUAUGUCUUACUGGAGUUUCUCCUUUCGCGGGAGAAAACGAUCGCAGUUCUGUACUCAACAUCAGGAAUUAUAAUGUGGCUUUUGAAGAAAGCAUGUUUACCGACCUCUGCCAUGAAGCCAAGGGAUUUGUCAUCAAACUGCUGGUGGCUGAUAGAUUGAGGCCUGAUGCUAAUGAUUGUCUUCGUCACCCCUGGUUCAAGACCCUGAACAAGGGUAAGAACAUCAGCACAGAAUCCCUCAAAAAGUUUAUGUCCAGAAGGAAAUGGCAGCGAUCUCUCAUCAGCUAUAAAUCUAAAAUGGUGAUGAGGUCUAUACACGAGUUACUGGAUGACUCUUCCAGCCAUAUUUCUAUUGCUGUUCCACGACAUCUGAAACAAGGCUCACCACCACCUUCAUCAUCUUCGGAUUCUGAUGAAGACAUUAACGAGCUACCUUUUAUCCCAAUGCCUCUCAACUUGGAAUUCUCUGGAUCUAGAAUGUCAUUGACUGAAAUUAUAGGGGAUGAUGAGAUGAUUGGAAGACCAAACGGAAAUGCUGAAAGGCCUGAAUCAAGCCAUCAGAAUUCAGAGCCCAUGGAAGUGGAGACGCCAGAGAGAGAGGGUGGAGAUGCAGCUGCUAGGGGUCGAGCCCGGAAGAGGUCAACACAAGAGGAAGAAAAAGGCUCAUCUGAUGAAGAACCAGCAGAACUUGACAAAAGAGCAGAUCAGGCAAAGAGACCAAUGCGCAGAGGCUCAAGUAUGGAGUCAGAUGAGCCAGAGGGAGCACGUCGCAGAGGAGAACUACGUAGAGGUAGCUCGGCUGACAGUGCCCUACAACUCCUUAUUAAACCAGAGGAGGGCACAGAGGAGAGCCCUGCAGAUGGAAAGAAAAUUCUAAAAAAGUCUGUAUCUAUGGAGCUUCCACGGAGGAGCCCAAGUCCAGGAGCUGCAAAGCUGAGCCAGGAAGAUUAUGCCUUGAAAUUGGAACUAAUGAGGCAGAGACUGCUUAGGGGUGGCUCUGUAGACAACAAGAUGAGUGGAUUACGAGGUCCCCUUCUGGAGACCUUAGGUAUGGGGGAUGAGAAGCGUUACGUGCGGGCAUCUCGCCUAGGUAACCCUCCACUUGUUAGAGCGGCAUCCAGUGAGUCACCUAGAGAUGACAUCCCAAAGACCAAGGUACUGCGCAAGAGUGCUUCCUUCAGCCAGGGAGAUCCAGAGCCCAUGCCUCUGCACCGACGGAUGGGUGCACCUCUAGAAAUCCCACUGGCACAAAUAGAGGAGAGACGGUUGCAAGAGGCUGUAUCUAUGUCUGCUCUCACAGAGCCAGUUAAGCUGGAUUCUCGCCCCAUCACCCCAAAACCCCAUACACCAGAACCAGAGAGAGAUGAAAAAGAGAACAAUGAUGAAAAAGAGCCAAUCAUGUACAAGGACAGAAAAUUAGAGGGAGAUCCUAUUGAUACAAUGAGUAAUAAAGAUAAAGACAGAAGUCUUUAUCAGAAACCAUGGGAGACUGGAACAAAGGAAAAGGACCAGAGCAAGUUAGAAGAAACCAUUCAAGAGCCACAAAAGGAGACUGAAAGUAAGCCGGAGACUGCUUCAUUCCUGAAAGCUGUGAUAGAAGUUGAUGAAGAUGAAGAAAGAGAAGAAGAAAAAGAGCCAGAUAAAGAAAUGGAGCAUUCUGCUCCAGAGAUGGAGGUUAAAGAAGUUGAAGAUAAAAAGGCAUCAGCAAAGUCUACAGAGAUCCCCAAAUCCAAUAGCUCAUUCAUGGUGACCCCAGCAGCUGCCCCAUCUCCCAUUCCGAGUGUCGUCUCAACCUAUGUGACUGCUUCUCUCCCUGCACGUACAGUGCUUCCAGAUGGUAGAACUUCUGCAUAUGCCAGUAUCAUGCAAACCAUAAUGGUUCCUUCAGUGCAGGCAUCCAGUGAACCUGCUACUUUGCCUACUGUUAAACCAACAUCCAACCUACCAUCAGUUCCAGUCUACACACCCAUUUCCAGACACACCUCUGAACCAAUCCUCAUGUCAGCUGCUUCGUCCAAAUCAGAAAUUCAACAAACCACUGAACAUCCUGCAGUAUUUUCCAGGGUUGCAUCAACGGAGCACCCUCCCAAAGAGCCAAGUCCACCUAAGACUCCAACCCGCUCAUCCCCUAAGCGAGAGCCGUCUCCUGGAAGCAACAUCCAGGAUCUUGCUUCAGAAGAGAUCUUCGAAGCUCGAUUCAAGAAGCGGGAGUCCUCACUAACUCGUAGUCUUAAACGUUUGACAUGGCAAAAGACAGAAGAAAAGCCCACCACUGUUGCUCCUGAAACAGCAGAAGAAAUGUAUCGCCCUGGGCCAAUUGGUGCUCCUUUAGAGUUUGUACCAAGGAGGUUGGAGGAGAAGUCCAAAUCAGUUCAAGAUUUACGUGAGGCAGAAAAGGACCCUGGGUUCAUGAGGAGACUAUCCAUGCGCUUGAAAAGGACCCCAUCAGUGGAGAGGAGAGAGGAGAAGCUCAAAGAGGAGGAGGCUUCAGCACCCAGGCGUCGUUUGUCAUGGACACUGGGACGGAGAGGAUCUCAAGACAAGAAGGAGAUAGAGAUGAUGAGGUUGGAUGGAGGCCCUGAAACCCCCCUGGAGCCAGAGUCCAAAGCACCCUCUGAGUCACCUGUCCUUGCCAUGCGCAAGAAGAUUGGUAGUACCAUUGCAAGCAUAUCCACAAGGAUUAGGAGCCAGUCUGAAGAGAGGAAGGAGGACAAUGAAGGCAAGACAGAGAUCAAGAGGACACCAAUAUUCUCCAUGCUGAGGCGUUCCAGCUCAGAGGGGGGCAGUCUGAAGAGGACGGGUGUCCCACCGAACCAACUGGCUACUCAGUCAGUCAAAGGGGCCUCGUCAGAAUCUUUAGAUUCCAUGUCAAGCAUUCAGUCCGAAUCUGCUGUGAAAAGUGCAGACAUUGAACGCAGAUCACGGUGGGACCGCUGGGGAUUGACAAGAGGAAAAAGAGACAAGACCGUUUCCCAACCAGACAUCCCAGCUUCCAUCGCCAGGGAGAAUGGCUCUCUUCGUUCUCGCCAGUAUACUCGACUAGCAUCUGACUUCCCACCUGUGUUCCAUAUUAAACUGAGGGACCAUAUUCUCUUGGAGGGAGAUCCUGUGACUCUUAGCUGCCUCCCUGCUGGCAGCCCCCACCCACACAUCUCAUGGAUGAAAGAUAAGAAGCCACUUGAGAUUGACCCAAGGAUGAACAUGAUAUCCUGCCCUGAUGGGAGACAGCUGCUGAUGAUUAUGAAGACCACCAAGAAGGAUGCAGGCCUUUAUGAAUGUGUGGCUUCAAACCCACUGGCCUCUGUCACCAGCUCAUGUGUCGUGUCCCUCGCUCGUCUGCCAAAUAGUCCUGGGGCCCCAGAGGUUCCUCAGAAGUAUAAAAACACUGCCCUGGUGGUGUGGAGACCCUCAGACACCACGGCACCAUGCACCUACUCUCUGGAGAGGAGAACAGAGGGUGAGACUAACUGGCUGAUUGUAGCCACUGGUGUGGCUGACUGUUACUACAAUGUCACAGACCUUCCAGCUGGUGCCACAUACAGAUUCAGAGUGGCCUGUGUCAACAAGGCUGGCCAGGGACCUUACAGCAGUUUGUCUGAAAAAGUGGUCCUAGACUCGACAGCACCUCAAAAGUCCAGCGGAACAGUUGUUGUCAAAACACUUUCAUCUGCUCCUGGACCUGCAGUGGUAAAAUCUACCAUGACCGUGCCUGCAAUGAAGCCUGCUGGUGUGCAACCUGCAGCUCCACCAACAACUUCUGCCCCCUCUGCUUUGGCCCAGAAGGUAAAGCCCAUCUCUCCACCUACUGCUCCUGUUUCAGCUUCUACACCUUCCCCUGCUCCCCUUGCCCCAGCCCAUCGUCCUGUACCUGACAUCCAAAUUCCAGCCCCUGACACUCCUAUCCCAGCCAAAGCCAAGACCACCCUCAACAUCACUAUGGCGAAGCCCUCUCCAGCCUCCCCUUCAGCUCAGCCCCCUCCUGCCAAACUUUUGCCCCCUGUCAUAUUGCCCAAACCUCAGAGCCCUGUCAUUCCCCUUGCCCAAACUCCCCCCGUAGCCCCACCAUCUCUGGUGUCCCCUCCCCCUACCAUUGGCAAACCUAUCUCUUCAGUGCCUAUGUAUGUCCCAGCUACCACCACAGCGCAAGUUACGCCAGCCACCCCAAAUACAUCCUCUACUAACCUUUCACCACCGGUGGUGUUAGUUACAAGCCUAAGUCCUGUAGGGGAGGGUAUAGGCACACCCAGUCGUUUGACCCCAAGUGGAAGAGCCACUCCGUCUGGACGCAUCACGCCUACAGGGCGCAAGACUCCUUCUGGAAAACCUGGAGAAUCAACCCUAAGGCAGGGAGUGCCCCAGAAACCGUACACAUUCAUGGAUGAGAAAGCAAGAGGUCGUUUUGGUGUAAUCAGAGAGUGUCGAGAAAAUGCCACUGGUAACCUGUACAUGGCCAAGAUUGUUCCAUAUGAGCCUGAGAGCAAGCAGACCGUGUUACAGGAGUAUGACAUUCUGAAGUCCCUCCACCAUGAGAAGAUCAUGGCCCUUCAUGAGGCCUACGUCACCCCACGCUACCUAGUGCUCAUCUCUGAGUGCUGCACAGGAAAGGAGCUGCUCUAUAGCUUGACUGACAGAUUCCGAUACUCUGAGGAUGACGUGGUGGCAUAUAUCGUACAGAUACUUCAGGGUUUGGAUUAUCUGCACAGCCGCAGAAUUCUGCAUCUGGAUAUCAAACCAGACAAUAUCAUUGUCACCUACAUGAAUGUUGUAAAGAUUAUUGAUUUUGGCAGUGCACAGUCCUUCAAUCCACUCUUCCUCAAGCAGUUCAGCCCACCCAUUGGAACACUGGACUAUAUGUCUCCUGAGAUGCUGAAAGGGGAUGUGGUGGGUCCACCAGCUGACAUCUGGAGCAUUGGCAUACUAACUUACAUCAUGCUCAGCGGGAAACUGCCAUUUACAGAGAAUGACCCUGCAGAGACAGAGGCCAGAAUCCUGGCAGCCAAGUUUGACCUCAGUAAGCUCUACCAAAAUGUGUCCCAAAGUGCCUCUCUGUUCCUCAAGAAGAUCCUGUGCAGCUACCCUUGGGCCCGUCCGACCAUUAAAGACUGCUUUAACAACACGUGGCUACAGGACGCUUACCUAAUGAGAUUGCGGAGACAGACUCUUACCUUCACCACCACACGCCUCAAAGAGUUCCUGGAGCAACAGCAGCAGACCAGGGUCGAGGUGGCAACAAAGCACAAAGUCCUUCUACGUUCCUACCAGAGCACCCCUCAGACACCAUCCACCCCUUCAACUCCCAGCUCCCCUACAGCACCCAUCUCUCAGUGAGCUCCACCACUGGACAUUCUCCAGAGAGACGAGAAGAGGGCUUCGAGGGCCUCCAGGACAAGGACAGAGAGAGACACAUCCAACCUCAGGACAUCCUAGCCCCCCUCUAAGCUACCCCAAGCUCUCAGCAGGCCUUGAUGGGGCCGGUUAAUGUGCAGUGUGUGUAACAAGAUCUUCAACUGGAUCUUCUGGUGUGGUCCACAGAGUUGAGAGAGUUCUGAGGAACAGAAACAUCUCUUGCCCAAGCUGAUAAAAAUAUAACGGACAUCGAUGCAUUUACCAUUAUUAGCUGUGACCAGCAUGCACAGUGCUUUAAGCUCCUUCCCUCUACUUUACGACACUUUUUCAGAUUACUUUUUGACAAACCUACUUUAGCUUUUCUUAGCGUUGCAUCACUUGCAAGGGGUCAGGAACUUUGGACCCAUCCUGGUUGAGCAGAGUGACUGUGUUUCUUGCACAAGAUGAUGCAAAAUAAAAUGUCAUGUCAAUGUGUAUUUCUUGUGGUGUCUUUCACUUGUGAACCAGGGCCAUGAGAUUUGUGGAAAAUCGUGUAUAUCGUUUUUCAACAAGUUUUUAUGGCAUAAUUAAGACUUUUAUUACUGGUAGUUAUACUGUAAGUGAUUAUCAGUAUAUAUGAAAAUUAUUCAUAGUUGACUGACUAAAUAAUGUUGAGCAUUGUAGUUCUUACUGUAGUGCCAUCAACAAAGGUCUUUUGUCUAUUACUAAAGUGUAUUGACCUAACCUAUGGUGGAUUGAAUUAAUUGUCAUAUUAAAAAGGCAGUUGUGGGCCUCACAGUUGUUUCUUAAAAGACAUCUUUAGGGAUGAAUUCCCAGUGCAUUAAAGCACAUCGAAAAAUUAUGUGAAUUCAACUUUUUAUAUGUUGAAGACUUUGCUUUUAACACCAGGAAUGCAUUAAAUAUGGCAGAUGUCUGUGCAUCAGUAUAGCAUACAGUAGCAUACAGCACGCAUCAGUACAAAUUCCUCUCUAUAUAGCGUAACUGCAGCACCUGCGUAACGUUUUUUUGGUCAAACUCAGUCCUUGUGAAUGUGUGAGGAGGGUAUGUUGGCCAAAGUUGUCUUUAUAAAGAGAUCAGCUUUAGAAUGCUGGUUAAAGACGUGCCUGACUACGAAUCUUAUAGAGGCAUUUAACUUGGUUGGAUGGAAUGGAGGUGUCUCAAAAAGUGCCAAUUUUAGCACAUUUCAACCUGAUUUGAUUUGAUUAGAUAUAAUGUUAUAACACAUUUAUCAUUUGUAUUUUUUUUUUCGAUUUAUUUUCAUUAACAGUGUGCAUCCUGUUUGGUGAAUGUAGAGGUACAGAAACAGAGUUUGUUUUUAUUUUGAUGUUAAUUAAUCUAAUGGAUGAAUUAGGGAUUCUUUUUAACACAAAAUUAGAUACAUUCUAUAUGAAAGGGUCAUCUAUUUGUAACCUCAUAAUUGACUUGUUUGAAAUUAUAUAACCACUAUAAAAGCAAACAGACCUAAACAUGGCAAGCCAAGUGGGGGAAAUAUAAAUUGUAAUGUCCUUAUUUUUGUUUUAUUAUCAUCCAAAUACAUUUAUUGGUACAUAAAGGACAUGUUGUCACCAAUUGUCACUAAUAGUAAAAUAUUGGCUUUGAUUAUGAAUUUCAGUUUGCUCUGUGUUUGUUGAUCAGUGCAAACUUUCUUCUCUUUUCUAUCACUUGGCAUAGCUAUCAUAGGUUGAUUUAUCUAGCCAAUUUGUUUAUCAGCCUAUUUGUUUUUAACUUGGGAUAUUCAAAUAAGAGUCUUCUCAUUGGUCAACCUUUAAAUUAUACGGUUUCAAAUAAUACAGUAUGGUGCAAGAUUAAAAACUGAUUGAAAAGAUAUGGAAUAACAGUGAAGAGGAAAUAAUUCAGACUUGUUGAACAGCUGUAUGUUGUUGUGAAUAAGGUUUUAUAUUAUUUAAUGUGUGUGUGUGUGUUUACUACUCUUUUUAGUCAUGCCGAGCGACCCUUUAAUGUGAAAAUAAAUAAAUCUUUUCUGGAAUGAAUAAUGCUGCACUAAAACAGUGACACAAAUGUGGAGAUAAUAUGAAUGUUUUACAGUAGAAUGAAGUGUGUAUAUGUUGAAAAGAUGACCUUUCAUGAAUAAAAUCAGCUGUCAGCAAUACUGAAUAGACUCUACAUUAAUUUCAAAGAAGUAUAAUAUGUUAUA